AUGGAUAAGAGUGAAGAAUUGGAGGACUUGGAAAAGGACUAUCUGGAGGAAAUGGAGGCUAUAGAAGCUCUGGAAGCUAUUGGAACGCUUGAAUCUGCUCCGCCGUAUCCUGGUCAUCCAGGAGAUUAUGGGGGAUUAAAUCUGGGCCAUAACUUAGCUUAUAUCUCGUCUCCAUAUCCCAACGUUAAUAUGGGGUACACCUCAUUCCCAGAGCCUGGAGUUAACACACACUAUCAGGGAGGUCCAAACCCGUAUCCUCAAGCUACCACUGUAACGACUACAGUGAGGAUGCCCAACCUGAGUGAUUUACCUGCUCAAACCAUGUGUCCUCACUGUAAGCUCCAGGUCAUCACUAUAACAGAGCACUACUCUGGACUAUCAGCCUGGGUGGCCUGCGGAUGUCUCGCCCUCAUUGGGUGUUGGCCGUGUUGUCUAAUGCCCUUCUGGAUGGACUCUUGUAAAGAUGUUGAGCAUCGCUGCCCGAACUGCAACAAUAUUUUGUGCUACUACAAGCGCCUGUGA
Molecule: messenger RNA, 522 nt
Organism: Danio aesculapii
Lineage: Eukaryota; Metazoa; Chordata; Actinopteri; Cypriniformes; Danionidae
Product: lipopolysaccharide-induced tumor necrosis factor-alpha factor homolog
Exons: 4
Coding region: 1-522 (173 amino acids)
Molecular function (GO): zinc ion binding
Source: RefSeq, a predicted model, not a curated record